GUCUCUAUAUUUGUCUAACAGCUCUAUUGAUAGGUCUCUAUAUUUGUCUAACAGCUCUAUUGAUAGGUCUCUAUAUUUGUCGAACAGCUCUAUUGAUAGGUCUCUAUAUUUGUCUAACAGCUCUAUUGAUAGGUCUCUAUAUUUGUCUAACAGCUCUAUUGAUAGGUCUCUAUAUUUGUCUAACAGCUCUAUUGAUAGGUCUCUAUAUUUGUCUAACAGCUCUAUUGAUAGGUCUCUAUAUUUGUCUAACAGCUCUAUUGAUAGGUCUCUAUAUUUGUCUAACAGCUCUAUUGAUAGGUCUCUAUAUUUGUCUAACAGCUCUAUUGAUAGGUCUCUAUAUUUGUCUAACAGCUCUAUUGAUAGGUCUCUAUAUUUGUCUAACAGCUCUAUUGAUAGGUCUCUAUAUUUGUCUAACAGCUCUAGUGCAAUAA
Messenger RNA from Candidula unifasciata, 431 nucleotides. NCBI's taxonomy places the organism in Eukaryota, Metazoa, Mollusca, Gastropoda, Stylommatophora, Geomitridae. The record is from the annotation of a GenBank genome assembly.